This is a messenger RNA of Trichomonas vaginalis G3, 1046 nucleotides long. RefSeq lists its product as uncharacterized. The annotation marks the transcript as partial. Lineage: Eukaryota; Parabasalia; Trichomonadida; Trichomonadidae. The transcript has a single exon. The record is from RefSeq and is a predicted model, not a curated record.
AUGAUUAAACAACAGCAACCACAGCAACUUAAGGCACAAAGCACCCAGGUCCUUCAGACCAUUACAUACGCCAUAUAUGCAUAUAAUUCAAAGACGGCAGAACAAACGCAAAGGUUGAAAUAUGGAGAUUUGGAGAUAGUAUUGAAAAAUGAGCGUUUCGAAUUCGUUUGCAAAGGUGGUGCAGUGAUAUCAAAUAUAAAAGAAAUUUUAUUUAUGAAUUCAAAAAUUAAAGGAAUAACGGAUGAUAUAACAUCAAUUCCACCAGAAGAACAAAGAUAUUACGCAUUAAAUGCAUUUCCUAAAGUUUUGAAGAUUGGAAGAUUUAAUUUAAAUGAGGAAUUCAUAAAAGGUUUCCUAAAUGACAUAAUGAAGAAAGUAGAUAAGGAAUAUGUGGCUAGUGAGUUAAUGAAGAAAGCAGAUAAGGAAUAUGUCAACAGUGAGUUAGAGAAGAAGGUAGAUAAGGAAUAUGUGGCUAGUGAGUUAGACCUUAAAGCGGAUAAGGAAUAUGUUAAUGAAAAAGAUAAUGAAAUUAAAGAAAGGGUUGAAUGGUAUCAUGAAAGGACAUCAAAGAUUUUAAAAACUAAAGCUGAUACAGGAUGGGUUUCAGGAUGUUUAGACCUUAAAGCAGAUAAGGAAUAUGUCAACAGUGAGUUAGAGAAGAAGGCAGAUAAUGAAUAUGUUAAUGGAAUAUACCAAAGUUUGAUAGGAACAACUAAAAAUAUUGAAACUAUUGUUGGUGACUUUUCUGUCAAUGAAGAAAAUAAAUAUUUUAGAUGGCAGUUUGUACAGUCCUUAAGAAAUGGUAUGCGGUGGAAACUCAUUCCGAAAAAUAACAAUGAAAUGUAUGUAAGCUAUAUAAAGAAUGAUGGUACACAAGUUAAAGUUCCAUUAGACAACAACUGUUACUUAAACUUAUAUGGAGAUGAACAAAAGAAAUAUUUAAGAGUUUAUGAAAUGACAGAUAUGACAUUGCCUCGCACAGCUCCAGUACCAUAUUAUUAUGACUAUGGAGAUGACGUCAGAACACCACAUGUAGAUGAACAAAA